CACGGUAUUAUCUGGUAUAGACUGUAGUCUAGAACUGCACGUAAAUAUUUGAUGUCAUUUUGAGUAAAACGCUGAAAAUCAAAUACCAUGUCACUUCGAGGCAAAGUGUGUCUUGUAACUGGGGCCACACGAGGUAUUGGUCAUGGUAUUGCUUUACAGCUUGGGGAGGCAGGGGCUACAGUAUACAUCACAGGCAGAACAUUAACACUACCCCCAGGUGAAGAGUCCGUGGGAAGUUGUCUGACAGACACAGCAAAAGAGAUUGAAAGCAGGGGAGGUAAAUGUAUUCCAGUUCAGUGUGACCACAGCAAGGAUGAAGAUGUGGAAAAUCUGUUCCAGAGGGUCAAGUCUGAACAGAGUGGACAGCUGGACAUACUGGUCAACAAUGCUUACUCAGCAGUCACAGCUAUUAUGAAAAAUGUAGGAGUACCAUACUGGGAGCAACCAAUCAACAUGUGGGACACUGUGAACAAUGUGGGACUAAGGAACCAUUAUCUCUGUGCUGUGUAUGCUGCCCGCCUCAUGGUGCCCGGGAAACAAGGAUUGAUCAUCAAUAUUUCUUCAGUUGGAGGACUGAGAUAUUUGUUCAAUGUACCCUAUGGCGUUGGAAAAGAAGCUUGUGAUAGAAUGGCAGCUGACUGUGCUCAAGAGUUGAAGAAACACAAUGUAGCUUUUGUCAGCUUAUGGCCAGGAAUAGUGAAAACGGAGCUUAUGCUGAGUAACUCUGACAAAAUGGAUGAGAAAGCACUGGAAAAGGUGGCAGGACCUGAUUCCCCGAUCAAAAUUGAUAAAAAUAAGAUGAAAGAAAUGUUACAAAAUGCAGAGUCUACAGAGUUUUCAGGGAAAUGCAUUGUGCAUUUAGCACAAGACCCCAAUAUAAUGGCAAAAUCUGGUCACGUUUUGAUGACGGCAGAGCUAGCAAGGGAAUAUGGGAUAAAGGACAUUGAUGGUCGGACAAUUCCAAGCAUGCGCCAAGUAAACCAAAUCCCUGGUGCUGGGUACCUACCAAACUGGGUCCGGCUUCCAAAGUGGGUAAUAGCACUUGCCGGUAACAAGUUUUAAUUGGAGAAGAAUUGCCAAAGUCUACAGUCUCUAUAGGAAAAAAUAAACUUAAUUUGCCCAUAAAUUAGAAGAAAUCUGUCAAUAACAGAUCAAAAUGACUUGUCCCUGCACAUUAAAAUAUAUAUAUUUAUAAAAUGUGUGACUUGUCCUCAAAUAUUGAUGUAUAUUACAUGUGUAUAUUAAAAUAUACAAAAUGUCCUCAAAUAUUGUACAUGUAUAUUUAUAUACCAUGAUGUAUUUAAAUAUAGUUAAUUUUGACAGUUAAUUGAUGUUAUUUUUUAAGUACAGGUUAGAAGUUUUACUCCACUUCUGGUAUCAAAUACAUGUAUAUCUGUUUUUUCCCAAAAAGGUUGUUAGUUAAAGCAAACAAUAAGCGUGCAACACAGAAAUUUUUUGAGAUUUAUGUAUAUUUGUUAAUGUAGAUUUUUUACUGAGGUGUUACAUAUUGAAUUUGUUUUAAUUUAAAAUAAAUUAUCUAGUAAUUGACA
This is a messenger RNA of Saccostrea echinata, 1550 nucleotides long. RefSeq names its product dehydrogenase/reductase SDR family member 1-like. The coding region runs from base 88 to 1062 and encodes 324 amino acids. The record is from RefSeq and is a predicted model, not a curated record. The transcript is spliced from 10 exons. NCBI's taxonomy places the organism in Eukaryota, Metazoa, Mollusca, Bivalvia, Ostreida, Ostreidae.